AUGCGAGGUCGUUCAGCGAUUACACUUCCCUUUUCACGGAUUCGCCUAUUUUUGCGGUUUAUCCUUGGAGUGCUUAUUGUUUCGUUAUCUAUUACUGCGUCACUUCUUUCCAUUACACUCUUUUUACUACGUGGACGUUUCUCACAACCUUGGAGUAAUUUGCGUGAUAUCUCAAUUACUGAAAAAAAUGCCUUCUCGUGUAAAAUGCAUAUAUCCAGUUUGCUGCGACCUGAGGAGUCUGUGGUGCGGAAUAUUACCAGCAAAUCAUUGAUAAUAGUACGAUCCGUGCUCCUUCUUCAAGAUCGCAGAUUGUAUUUAAAAAUUUUAUUUUUAAAAAAGUGUGAAACGAACAUAAGUGACAUGCAAUUGCAAAUUGACUUGAAGCAAAUUUUAUGUCCGGUGGUAAAACAUAUUGAAAGUGAUAAUUGCCCAUGGGAUUGGGCACCAGGAUGUGCAUGGUCAUCGUUUAUUGCAACUACAAGAUUGGAUUUUCUUAAUUUCAAUAGUCAUACUAUUGGACUACAUUUGGAACCAUCACAUAAUAUCGAGAAUUUACCCUUUGCUGUAUGUAUUCAGCCUCUUUACUGGUAUAUCGAUUGGCUUCAAGUAAUUGAAUUCAUUGAAAUAUGGACAUCUCAAGGCGUUAACCAUUUUUUCUUCUACUUUUAUACCGUUUCACAGCUUGUCAUGGAUAUAUUACAAUAUUAUGAAGCGAAAGGAACUGUGACAUUGCUACCAUGGCGAUCAUUUCCUGUUGGAGAGAAUGAAAAUCCUAACAAAGAUGUUUAUAGGUUGGCGCAUAGUCUUGCAAACAAUGAUUGUUUGUGGCGCUCAAGUGGUGCUAAUUUUGUUGCAUUCGUUGAUUUGGAUGAAUAUAUUCUCACUACUAAUAAUGUACCUCUUAUCACAUUUCUUAAGGGAAAAGCGAAAUUAUGCCCAAAAUGUGGAAGUUUUGCCGCUGUACAUACGAAAAUGUAUUAUUCUUCACCUCGACCUCGAAAUAACUUUCGUUGGCAUGAUGUAAAAUUUGAAUGGUUAGCUAAUACAAGUUAUGGUUUACCUGAAAUAGACGGUCCAUAUAAACAAAUAGUGCGACCGGAAACAGUUUCAAUUAUUUCCACACAUUCAACAAGAAAGAACUUUCCCGGUUAUAUCGAUGUUAAUCUCAAUUCAUCCGAAAUUAUUCUAUUACAUGCAUCCCAUAAAUGGUCCGAAACUAAUCUUCCUCUAAAUAACGUUACUAUCGCGCCACACUUUUUUGCCGAUGCUUUAUCAAUCCUAAAUACAACUUAUCGUGAAAUAGGCCAAUUACUGUUCAGAAAUGAAAUAAUGAGAAUUGAUAGAAUGUUGCAAAUGAAAAUUGCCAAAUGCAUCAGCCAAUGGUAUGCGAAGAAGUGUAAAUCAGUUGAUAUGUGCAAAGGAGAAAUGGUUAAUCAAAUGAAAUGGAUUUAUGCGGAGAAUUUCAGCACUAACGAAUAUCAACUUGUAUGA
Cercopithifilaria johnstoni is the source of this 1491-nucleotide messenger RNA. The record is from the annotation of a GenBank genome assembly. Lineage: Eukaryota; Metazoa; Nematoda; Chromadorea; Rhabditida; Onchocercidae.